This is a messenger RNA of Cyclopterus lumpus (lumpfish), 2114 nucleotides long. RefSeq names its product intermediate filament protein ON3-like. Gene Ontology annotation, molecular function: structural constituent of skin epidermis. Lineage: Eukaryota; Metazoa; Chordata; Actinopteri; Perciformes; Cyclopteridae. Gene Ontology annotation, biological process: intermediate filament organization; keratinization. The transcript is spliced from 8 exons. Gene Ontology annotation, cellular component: keratin filament. The record is from RefSeq and is a predicted model, not a curated record. The coding region runs from base 126 to 1817 and encodes 563 amino acids.
UCUUCUCCCUUCUAUCCACUCUGGUCUCUUUCCCUCUGCCUGCCUGCCCUGCCUGCAUUUCCAACCGAGCCAUUGCAGUCUGACCUUCCCAGACUCAUCCACAAGAAACUCCUCCAAAUUUCAGAAUGACCAGUUACAAGAGCAGCAGCUACAGCGUGAGGAGUUCCAGCGCCCCACGAAACUUCAGCAGCAACUCCUACUCCGGAUCGGGCGGCAUCAGCAGCCGCAGGAGCUACAACGUCAAGAGUUCCUAUGGAGGAGGCAACAGGGGCUUCGGGGGCAUCACCAGCUCCUCUGCCUAUGGUCUGAACUCAAGCAUGGGCGGCGGCGGCGGAGGCAGUGGCAUGGGCAUGGGCUUCAGCGGUGGCAUGGGUGCAUCAGGCAUGGGUAUGGGCUACGGCGGUGGCAUGGGCGGUCAGGCCCCUAUCACCGCCGUGAGUGUGAACAGGAGCCUGUUGGCCCCCCUGAACCUUGAGAUUGACCCCAACAUCCAAGUCGUCCGCACCCAGGAGAAGGAGCAGAUCAAGACCCUCAACAACCGCUUCGCUUCCUUCAUUGACAAGGUUCGCUUCUUGGAGCAGCAGAACAAGAUGCUGGAGACCAAGUGGAACCUGCUGCAGGGACAGACCACCACCCGCUCCAACAUCGACGCCAUGUUCGAGGCCUACAUCUCAAACCUGCGCAGGCAGCUCGACGGCCUGGGCAACGACAAGAUGAAGCUGGAGGCCGACCUGCACAACAUGCAGGGCCUGGUGGAGGACUUCAAGAACAAGUAUGAAGAUGAGAUCAACAAGCGCACAGAGUGCGAGAACGACUUUGUCCUCAUCAAGAAGGAUGUCGAUGAGGCCUACAUGAAUAAGGUUGAGCUGGAGGCCAAGCUGGAGAGUCUGACAGAUGAGAUCAACUUCCUCAGGUCGAUCUAUGAGGAGGAGCUUCGUGAGCUCCAGGGACAGAUCAAGGACACUUCAGUCAUCGUGGAGAUGGACAACAGCCGCAACCUGGACAUGGACUCAAUUGUGGCUGAAGUCAAGGCCCAGUAUGAGGACAUUGCCAACCGCAGCCGCGCCGAGGCGGAGACGUGGUACAAAAGCAAGUAUGAGGAGAUGCAGACGUCCGCCAGCAGAUACGGAGAUGACCUCAGGUCCACCAAGACAGAGAUCUCAGACCUCAAUCGCAUGAUCCAGCGACUGACAUCAGAGAUUGAUUCCAUCAAGGGACAGCGUGCCAACCUGGAGGCCCAGAUCGCCGAGGCAGAGGAGCGCGGGGAGAUGGCAGUGAAGGACGCCAAGGCCCGCAUCAGGGACCUGGAAGAAGCCCUGCAGAGAGCCAAGCAGGACAUGGCCCGCCAGAUCAGAGAGUACCAAGACCUGAUGAACGUCAAGCUGGCUCUGGACAUUGAGAUCGCGACCUACAGGAAACUGCUGGAAGGAGAGGAGGACAGGCUGGCGACUGGCAUCAAGUCCAUCAACAUUUCCCAACAGAGCACAAGUUACGGUGGUUUCCCCAUGGAAAAGAGCAGCUACUCAAGCGGCUACUCCAGCGGUUUCAGCGGCGGCUAUGGAGGUGGAUACGGCGGGGGCAUGAGCGGUGGUAGCAUGAGCGGCGGUUACAGCAGCGGCGGCGGUUACAGCAGCGGCGGCGGUUACAGCAGCGGCGGUGGCGGCGGCGGCUACAGCAGCGGCGCCGGAUUCAGCAGCGGCAGCACCGGCGGCGGCAGCUACAGCACCAGCCAGAGCAAGAAGAACGUUGUUAUCAAGAUGAUCGAGACCCGGGACGGCAGAGUGGUGUCCGAGUCCUCUGAGGUCAUUGAGGAUUGAGCUGUCAGGUUUAAAGGUGUAGCUACCUGUCUGCUAUUAUCUCCUCUGCCUGUCUGGUAGUUUUAUACUUACAGUUCAACCCCCCUCCUGUACCCCCCAACUAUGAAGUACGCUUGCCAGCCACUCUCCAACGGCACCAAACAUUUCCAUGAAGCAAUAAAUGAUCCUAACACUACCAAAGAUCUGAAAGGGACCAAAGAAUUUAUUUUGUAUGUCUGAUGUCUGAUUGUCUGAACUAAAAAAAGUAGUUUUGUCACAGAAAGUUAGAUAAAAAAUGGAAAAGUAUAUAUAUAUAUA